This is a messenger RNA of Lingula anatina, 976 nucleotides long. RefSeq lists its product as uncharacterized. Gene Ontology annotation, cellular component: mitochondrial inner membrane. The record is from RefSeq and is a predicted model, not a curated record. Gene Ontology annotation, biological process: mitochondrial respiratory chain complex IV assembly. Lineage: Eukaryota; Metazoa; Brachiopoda; Lingulata; Lingulida; Lingulidae.
CGUUAUGCGAGGUGAUUUAUAAUGGGUUUGUAUAGUGAUGCAAAAGAAAGGUGGAAGAAGUUCUAUCAAUCACCUUGUGGGAAAGGCUGUCUGAAACAUGGAGUCACGGGUGCAGCUGUUGUAGGGCUUGUUGCAUUUCUUGUACGUGGAACAACAAAAAGUGUUUUGUACACCAUUCCUGCAUUUGCUGUUGUUACAAAUACCUCACUUAUUUAUUGUGAAUAUCAAACACGGAAGGCUAACCAAAAACUGUUAUCUCAAGGGCGUUUCAUAGAAAGCUUGCCAAAAUAUGUAAGAAAAACAAAAAAGCAAAAUGCAGAGGAAAAUGAAAGUAAGGAAACGUGAAACAUGAACAACACAUAAAAGAUAAAAAGUGGACAAAAAUUCUAAACUGAAGGAUGUUUUUGAUUCCUUACAAGGGAUAAUAAUGGUGUGUAAGAACAGACAUUAACAUGACUUUUUAGAGAAGUACCUGGGGUAGCGCUAACACUCGCCAAUUUAGCCAAAUGCUAAAGCCAACUUACAUUGGCUAAAGAAAAAUGGCUUGAUUUGGCUUAUUUAAGUCAAAUUAUAACCAUUUGGAUAACAAAUUGACAAAAAAGUGGUGAUUUGGCUAAGCUAAAAAAAUUGCUAGCGCUACCCCAGAGUACGAUGUGCUGGACAGGAUUUCAUAGAAUGUGUGCUGCGUUAUUCCAAAGUUGUCUUUUGUAAUGGUCAUUAAAGUAAAUUUGCUAGGCUGAAAUACCACAAAUAUAUACUGUUAAUAUAUGAUAUAUGAUUUUAGUUAUCUUUUGGGGUUUAAUAUAGCAAAAAAGGUGGUUACAAUUUGACAGCUUAUAAAGACUUGGGAAUGUUUUCAAAUCUUUUUAAAUACAUUUUAAUAUUUUAAAUAAAAUUCCUGCCUAUUAUUGAAUACUUUGUUAAAAUAUCAAAGCUUAUGAAUACUUGAGAAUGCUUUCAAUUUUUUUUUUUUUUU